AUGGCCUCGCAAAAUGAGGUCCCCCAGGGGGCCAAGAAGAAGUUAGUUCUGAAUGCGUUCGUCGAGAUGUGUAACGGCCACCAGUCCCCCGGCCUCUGGCGGCACCCAGACGACAAGUCCUGGGAGUUCGACAAGGUCGAGCACUGGGUCGAGCUAGCGAAGUUGCUAGAGGAGGCCAAGUUCCAUGGCAUCUUCAUCGCUGACGUGCUCGGGGGCUACGACGUGUACAAGAAGUCGCUGGACCCGGCCAUCAUCUCGGCGGCACAAUGGCCGGUAACCGAGCCGUUGUCGGUGGUGCCGGCCAUGGCGGCCGCGACGAAGAGCAUCGGGUUUGGAGUCACUAUCUCGACGACGUAUGAGCAGCCGUAUCAUCUGGCCAGGCGCUUGUCGACAGUGGAUCAUCUAACUAAUGGACGUGUGGGCUGGAAUAUCGUUACCAGCUAUCUCGAUUCGGCCGCCCGCAACCUCGGCCGUACUGAGCAGCCCGCUCACGACGACCGCUACGCCCAAGCCGAGGAGUACAUUCGCGUCAUGUACAAGCUCUUCAACGCCUCCUGGCGCGACGACGCCGUGCAACGCAACCGCGACACGGGCAUCUACACCUCCCCUGACCUCGUCCGCCCCAUCAACCACGCCGGCCGCUUCUUCUCCGUCCCCGGCCCGCACAUCGUGCACCCCAGCCCUCAACGCACGCCCUUACUCCUACAAGCGGGCACCUCCCGAGCGGGAAAACUCUUCGCGGCCCAACACGCCGAAGCCAUCUUCGUCUCCGCACACGCGGCCUCCGUCGUGGCGAAGAACAUCGCUGAGAUCCGGCAGCUAGCGCGCGAGCAGUUUGGUCGGGACCCGAGCACAUCGCCGAUCCGGGUGCUCGCGCUGGUGACGCCUGUGCUGGGGCGGACGGAGGAGGAGGCAAGGGAGAAGUUGGCUGAGUACAGGAAGUAUGCGUCGCUGGAAGGGGCGCUGGCGCUGUUUGGGGGGUGGACGGGGAUUGAUUUGAAUCAGUAUGGGGAUGAGGAGGAGUUGCGGCAGGUGGAGAGUAACGCGGUCAGGUCUACGGUCGAAGCAUACGCCCGUUUCUCGCCGGCCAACGACAAGUGGACCAAGCACACGGUGGCCGAGCAUGUCAGCAUCGGUGGCAACGGCCCGGUACUGGUGGGCACGCCCGAGCAAGUGGCCGACGGGCUCGAGGCCUGGGUCCGCGAGGCUGAUGUCGACGGCUUCAAUUUUGCCUAUGCCCUCUUCCCGCAAUCAUUCAAGGACAUCAUCGACCUGCUGCUACCAGAGCUGCAAAAGCGCGGUCUGUUCUGGGAUGACUAUGCCGUGCCCGGGGGUACCUACCGCGAGAACUUUUACGGUCGGGCUGGGCAGACAUAUCCGCCCGAAGACCAUGUGGCCGCCCAGUUCCGGUGGGCAGCGGGCGUGCCGGCCAGUGAGCAUACGAUUCCAGAGUAG
This is a messenger RNA of Dichotomopilus funicola, 1455 nucleotides long. RefSeq names its product luciferase-like domain-containing protein. The transcript has 7 exons. NCBI's taxonomy places the organism in Eukaryota, Fungi, Ascomycota, Sordariomycetes, Sordariales, Chaetomiaceae. The record is from RefSeq and is a predicted model, not a curated record. Bases 1 to 1455 code for a protein of 484 amino acids. Gene Ontology annotation, molecular function: monooxygenase activity; oxidoreductase activity, acting on paired donors, with incorporation or reduction of molecular oxygen.